GAACACCGCCUUCUGUGUUGCAUAAAACUCUCGUACUCUCCCUCUUGUCGGUCAAAUCGUUUUUGUGUCCAAGGCUCGGUGUUGCAAAGCUGGUCAACCCCCCUACUAUGCGCCAGGCGACUCUUCCACUGCUUCUGUCUCUCCUCGCGCUGCCUGUGGACCUCGCAGACGCUGUGCGUGUGGGUAUCACUGGUCGGCGGUCACUAGCUCUUUCCAAGCUUCACCGCCGUGCGUCGCUUACUGGCACCACUGGGCUCGCCGACAGCUCAGAUAUCACCUAUACGACAAAUAUUACGCUGGGUGGGAACUCGUUCUCUGUAAUAAUAGAUACGGGAAGCUCUGAUCUGUACGUGACGGGCACGGUCCCUGGGAGCAAAGACACUGGAAAGUCGGCAGGUGUGCAAUAUGCGAUAGGGCAAGUGCAAGGUCCGGUGAUGCUAGGAGAGCUAGAAUUCGCAGGAUAUUCUGUAGGAGACCAAGCGUACCUGGACGUGCCCGCGAGCACUAGCAACAUUGUCGGCACGGGCCUUGUCGGCCUUGGCCCGAACAAUGGUUCCCAAGUCUUGCAGGCAUUAGGGAACUCGUCUGGAGACACUGUCCUCAAUAGAAUCUUCCAACAGAACACCUCUACGCCAAACUUCCUCACAAUUCUCUUGGGUAGAGAUGACGAUCCCUCCGACAAUUUCCCUGGGGAUCUCACUGUUGGAGAGAUUCUGCCAGGGUACGAUGCAAUCACCUCCCAGCCCAAGCUCAACGUGUCUUUGGUUCCGGUCAACGACGAGGGUAACCAGCACUGGCAGACGUUGCUUGAUGCGGGUGGGAUUAUUGGCCCUGAUGGCAAAGCCAUCGAUGUUGAGACUGCUGUUGAGUCUACGUCGAACAAGAAUCAGCUAACGGCUGUAUUCGAUUCAGGCUUCUCGUUACCUCAGGUGCCAGCGUCAGUGUCCGAAGCCAUCUACAGCGACGUACCCGGUGCCCAGCUUGUAAAAAACUCGGAUCUCGGGGAGGUCUGGACAAUACCAUGCAAUGUUGAGAUCAACAUUUCAUUCAGUUUCGGAGGCAAGACCAUACCUAUACACCCACUGGAUACCUCGCUUGACCUGAACGCAACUGAUGAUAAUGGAAACCACAUUUGCAUCGGGGCUUUCCAGCCAAUCUCAACAGCUGCAAGCCCCGACUUCGACAUGGUUCUUGGCAUGGCAUUUCUGCGCAACACCUAUUUUUACGUCAACUAUGGUGACUUCGUCGACGGCGGGACUAACCAGACCGCGGAUCCGUACAUCCAACUGCUGUCAACGACGAACGACUCGUCUCAAGUGCAGGCCGACUUUGUCAAGGUGCGCGGGAACCCUCAGACCUGGGACCCGAGCGGCGGCGGCAUUCGCGCACACUUGCCACUGAUCAUCGGCGUCUCCGUCGCUGCGGGCGUGCUCAUCCUCGCCUUGAUCGCGUUCUUCUGCCUGCGCAACCGCAGGCUUCGCAAGACCCCCGCGGGCUUCAUGAACUACCAGAGCUCGUACCAGCCGUUGCACGAACCCGCUCCGCCAUCUUACGACAUGUCCUCAAUGGGCGGCGGAGGGUACGGGCACCCGCCGCCGCAGCAUGCUAAUUACGGCAACCCAUGGGAUGCUCACUACUAGGUAUGGCCCCUCGGAUGGACUCACAUUCAUGUCAUCUUAUUUGUACAUCACCUUCCGCCGUCUGUCGUCAUUUAGUAGUAUACAGUAUUCAGCUAUGGACUCUUCGCAGCUGCUCUCGUGGGAUCGGACUGAAAUCGUCUUUAGGGUAUUUAAUUGGUGUACCAGGCACGCGUUUCUGAUUUUUCGUACUUGUGUAUGUCCUGCCUCAGGCGACUCUCAUGCCAUCGCGGGCCGAGCAUUCAAGAAAUGCUCGAUCGAAUAGACGAGAGUACGACUGCGCGUGGGGAUACAAUUCACCAAUCUAUGCGUCUAGAGAAACAUCGCGCGUGACCAGGUAUUCUGGGAAGGUUAUAAUCUGGGGAGUGGAGGCGACAGAAGCAGCCAAUGAAUACACUUAUAUACUGGGUGAACCGAGUGAAGGAGUUCUAUGACACCAAAGAAGAGGAAGGGCGAGCCGGCGGAGUAAUUACGGAGACAGAGUGCAGUAUAGCCCGGACAGAGAAGAUCUAUGUGCAUGCGAGUGUCUACAACGGAGGGGAGGUCUAGAGUCUAUGUUGGGUUGCGAACAGAUUACACAUGAGGCAGCGGUCCUGGAUGGGUCGUGUCUGGUAUUAUAUGGGGGUCUGCGGUCGUGACAGUGCGACGGAGGGACGCAAGCAGGUAUAACGAGAUAAUAUUUUUAUGAGCUCAUCGUAGACCAGUGGCAGCUUCCACUUCACUGAACCGCGGGAGCUCGAUGCGCUCUGGCGCAGAAGCAAUUUCGGCGCCUUUGACGUCCUCUUCGCUGUUGAGCAAACUCUGCAGGCCGACAACGGGCGUGGGUCGGGCAUUGGGCGACGACGGUGACGACGGGAGUUUCAGCGGCGGGAGCUUGAUGGGAGGCGAUGACGCCCUGGAGCCAGGCAUCGACAGCGUGGACGGUUCUGUCUGCUCGCUCAGAUUGCUGAACGUCGAUGGGGUUGAGCUGUCAGAGUGCUGUCGCGGCGCACCAUGCUGCGGGUAUCCGCCGCUGCCCGGCCGACCAUGCGGGCGGAUCGGUGUCAUGCCGAACGCAGCACGCACCGAGUGCGCGAGGUGAUGGUGAUGCGAGUGAUCUCGCCCAUGGUGCGGGUGUUGCAACUUCUGCGACCACAGUGGCGGUGAAGGCGCUCGCGAACUCGAUGCGCUCAGCGAGCCACUCCCCACGAUGCCCGGUCCGCCUGGCGUGCCGCUGUACAGCGAGUUGGCGUAACUUCGCGGACUGCUGCCGCUGCUGCUGGGCCCGCUCGACAGUUGAGGGGUAGGGAGGAAUGCCGAGUUUCGCUCGCUCGAGAACGGCAGGUAGCUUGGGACUGCCGAGUGCUGCGAUAACGACACGAGAUCACCAGUGCUGUUCCUCUUGCGGCCACCUAAUUUUCCAGGGGGACUGUCAGGCACACCCAACCGAUGACCGUGUGCGUAGCCAUCUAUUGGGCUGUCCAAGCUUGUUGGAGGGAGAUGGAACGGCGACGGAGCGCGGGAAGGAACUGCGGAAUGGAUGUUCAAUUUCCGGAGGCCACCCAGGAAUGGACUGGUCGAGGGCGUGCUCGAAACCUCGCCGUAAACCCUGCCCCCGUACACUCCAGGAACAGUGUGGUCCACGGGGUACCCGGUGGAGGCGAUGGGCGCAUGCACUGCCGCAGCACGUGUCGGGGAAUGCGUGGGGAGCAGAGAUUCGGAAUCGGAACUGACAGGAGACGGGCAGUCCUCGUGGCUAGUAUGGAGAUGGGAGCGGUGCGCGUGCGAAUAGUGAUGGUGCGGAUGAGUGUAGGCACAAUGAGCGUAUGGGUGGGAGGACUGAUGCUGCGGCCCCCGCAUAUCGAAGGCAUGACUCGUCGAGUGCGGGUGCGGUACCAUCUGGUCCUGUCGCAUGCCCGACCCACUGAGGCGGCGCGCUUGCUUGGAUGCGGGUCCAUGAGUCUCGUCAGGCAGCCUGGGCAUCGAAGCGUGGAAGUCGGGAUUGCGUUCCCGCGGCAUGCCAAAAUAGCCUCCGUCCUCGCUGUGAGAUGGGUAGAAGGGUGUCAUCAUCGGCGUUGUUGAGGCGCUCUUGCUGACACGCCCAUGCAUGCUCAUAAUCUCGGCAUGUCGAGUCUCGUACUCUGCCCGCCGGAGUGCUUCGGAAUGACGGAUUUCGUACUCAGCUCGUCGCAGCGCUUCAGCUCGCUCCAGUGCGUACAGCUCCCCCAUGGCGACGCUCGACAGCGCAGUGAAUGACGCCGAGCUCGGUGCCACGACAAGCGAGGGAUCUGUCAUCUGUGGGAGUCGGGAGCUAUGUCCCAAAAUAGUGGCAUCGUCGUUGUAGAUUGCGGUUGGACGGGCAUAUGAUUCGGACUCGUCGUCGCUAUUAGCCCUGCUCCUUGCCUUCUUCUUUGCCCGGACGGUCAUGGUGUCGAGUGCUUUCCGUGCCGGCGGCCUGGCGACGGGGGCCUCGGCAUCGUCGUCAUACAUGUGCUCGCUUCGGCUCUUGCCUUUGUCACCCACAGUCGAAUGACCAUGGCUUUGGUGAGCACUAUUGUGGAUACGAGAAUGUCUCGUGAGCUCGUCCGAACGAGAAAAUCGCUUCUCGCAUCCUGGGAACGAACAAAGAAAAGGCUUCUCUCCAGUGUGCGUCCGUAUGUGGCGGGUCUGGUGUUCCAGUCUACUGAACGCACGACCACAGAGCGGGUAAGGGCACUUGUACGGCCUGGCAACGACUUUCUCCGCAUGCGGGGGCGGGGGUGGGGACGAAGCAGGUGGGGGCACAGCCGCGUCCAUUGC
Messenger RNA from Phanerochaete carnosa HHB-10118-sp, 4415 nucleotides. RefSeq lists its product as uncharacterized. The transcript is spliced from 9 exons. Gene Ontology annotation, molecular function: aspartic-type endopeptidase activity. The record is from RefSeq and is a predicted model, not a curated record. NCBI's taxonomy places the organism in Eukaryota, Fungi, Basidiomycota, Agaricomycetes, Polyporales, Phanerochaetaceae. Gene Ontology annotation, biological process: proteolysis. Bases 108 to 1640 code for a protein of 510 amino acids.